AUGAUUAAAAAUGGCACUUUAAAGAACAAUGAUUUUUUUUAUGGUUGUGGAUCAGGAUUAAUUGAAACAAUUAUUUUAUACCCAGCAAAUAAAAUUGUCUUUAGGCAGGCUUUACAUGGAUUUCGAAGUUUAGAUGCUUUUUCACAAUUAAAAAAUGAAGGGAUAUUUUUACUUUAUCGUGGUUUACUACCGCCAUUGAUAAUGAGAACUUCAACGAGAAGUUUGAUGUUUGGUACAAAUGAUACAUAUAAAAAUUUACUAGGUUGUGAUAUUAUUACUGGUAACCCUGAUAACACAUUGUCACUUUGUCAUGCAACAGCCGCAUUUUUCGCUGGAGUAACGGAAGCAAUCUUAUGUCCAUUGGAACGUGUCCAAGUUUUGUUACAACAUUCUCAUUAUCAUAGACGGUUUAAAAACACAAAAGAAGCAUUUAAAGAGCUUCGAGUAUACGGUAUAAGAGAAUAUUAUCGUGGUCUUUCUGUAAUUAUAUUUAGAAAUGGAUUAUCUAAUGCUCUAUUUUUUACAUUACGCAAGCCAUUAAAAAAUCACUUAAUAUCUGAAAAUAAUAUGAUUAAACACCCAUUUUAUAAUAGUUUUGCUGACUUUGUUAGUGGAGGUUUACUAGGUGCUACAAUAUCAACUUUAUUUUUCCCAAUGAAUGUUGUAAAAACAAGAAUGCAAAGUAUUGUUGGUUCUCAACACUUAAGUGGUUUAGAAACGUUAAAAUUAGUUUGGAUAGAAAGAGAUAGAAGUUUACAUAAAUUAUAUAGAGGUGUUCAUUUAAAUUUUUUAAAAAGUCUUUUUUCAUGGGGAUUAACAAAUUCCAUCUAUGAACUACUACGAAGUACUUUUGAAUGA
Strongyloides ratti is the source of this 858-nucleotide messenger RNA. RefSeq names its product Mitochondrial substrate/solute carrier repeat and Mitochondrial carrier domain-containing protein. The transcript has 3 exons. The record is from RefSeq and is a predicted model, not a curated record. Bases 1 to 858 code for a protein of 285 amino acids. NCBI's taxonomy places the organism in Eukaryota, Metazoa, Nematoda, Chromadorea, Rhabditida, Strongyloididae.